Messenger RNA from Rhincodon typus (whale shark), 1367 nucleotides. Its product is annotated as citron Rho-interacting kinase-like. NCBI's taxonomy places the organism in Eukaryota, Metazoa, Chordata, Chondrichthyes, Orectolobiformes, Rhincodontidae. The record is from RefSeq and is a predicted model, not a curated record. Bases 63 to 527 code for a protein of 154 amino acids. The transcript has 4 exons.
CUCAUUUGGACAUCCCGAACCCCAGAUAUCUCGGCCCUGCAAUUACACCUGGAGCCAUUUACAUGGCCUCAUCCUAUCAAAAUAAACAGCGAAUUAUCUGUUGUAAAGGAAACUUAGUGAAAGAAUCAAGCAAUGAUCAACAGGGUGCAAUCAACAGCCGCAGGUCUCCUUCCCACAACAUGGACCCUGUUUCACCAACAGCAAACAUGACUAGCAGCCCUAACAAGCGGGGUCUUCCCUCCUACAAUGAGCACAUGUCAAAGAAACUGGCACCUGGCCCCAGAGAAAGUUCACCUCAGGAUUUGAACAGAUCUGUCAGGUACAGAGAAGGUAGACAGGAGGUGAGAAGAGACAAAUCACCACGAAGGGGCUUGGAGAGGGAGAAAUCUCCAGGCAGACCUUUGGACCCUAGUAGGGAGAGGUCGCCAGGAAGAAUGUUGGAUGAAAACAGAGGGGCUGGUAUCCGUUUACCUGCAGGAUCGUCAAGGGCCCCAGUUACCAAGACCUGGGACCAGUCAGCUGUGUGAGUCCAGUGGUAUCUUACAGAUGAAGAGGUGUGUAUUGCACAUGUCAAUUCCACUCUUUCAACAUUUGGGAGAAUGGCUUUCAGACUAUGGAGAUCCACAGGACAAACUAAAACUACGCACGUUUGUUUGCUUUAGUCACUAAGGGAAACGCGGGAGGGUGGGUGGGGGAGCAAUGUAAUAUUAAACUGCUGCUCGCGAGCUACCUUAAGGCUGGCUAUCAGGAAUGUGGAUGAUCACCUGUUUUUAUACGGAAGCUGAUUCAUCUAUUUGUGGGUGAAGGACAUGAACGAUUAAAUGCACAAACUGGGAGAGAAUUCCCUACAUAUGUGAUACUCAAUUGACAGCGGCACCUUCUAAUCCUCUCCAGUGAAGGUUUGGCUGGACUUCUUGGGUAUAGAUGGAGGAUCGAGAUGCAGGUUUGAUCCAGCAAUGCAGAUUGGGUUACUUAAUUGUACACAGUUCAUUACUUGAAUUUUAUACAAUGGUCAUGAAGGGAAUUUGAACAUGGAAUCGCAGCAGGACUGAAUAUAUAUUUUGUAAUAACCUAUAGCUUUUUGCUAUUUAACCUUUUUCUCUGUCCUGCACUUCUGCUUUGUCCUGGAUGUACAGACAUUCAUUCAAAUACAAUUUACUGUAGAUUUUUGUACUAUGUUUCAUUGAUCUGUACUGAAAAUUUCCCAGUUCUGAAGUGCAUUCCUAAUUUUGUGAUAUGACUGUUUUUUUUCUUUGUACCCUGUCAUUUGUGAAUAUGCAAUGUGUGAAAUGAGAUUUUUUGAGUCACAUUUGUGGUGACUCAUUUUCCAUAAAAGUGCUUAAUUAAAUUCUACACUAAUUUACGUA